AUGGCGUCUCCCAAGAAAUCAAAGAAAAGCAAGAAAGAUAGGAAAUUGAAGAAAAACUUAAGCUUGGUUCCAGUCGAGCCCAAAGCCGCAGACUCUGACUGGUGGGAUAGUUUCUUCAACCCAAGACAUCUAGAACAGGUGGUGGAUUUGUUCUGUAAUGUUAAAUUCGGUAAUGAUGUUCAUAAUCAGAGCUCAAAACCUAUAAACUGUGCUUUUGUUCAGUUAGGCUGUCGGAAAAAUAGGCCUAGGCGCUAG
Messenger RNA from Prunus armeniaca (apricot), 255 nucleotides. The record is from the annotation of a GenBank genome assembly. Lineage: Eukaryota; Viridiplantae; Streptophyta; Magnoliopsida; Rosales; Rosaceae.